This is a messenger RNA of Haplochromis burtoni (Burton's mouthbrooder), 8281 nucleotides long. It is a transcript of the gene lcorl, whose product is annotated as ligand dependent nuclear receptor corepressor-like. Bases 122 to 5455 code for a protein of 1777 amino acids. Gene Ontology annotation, cellular component: nucleus. Gene Ontology annotation, biological process: regulation of transcription by RNA polymerase II. Gene Ontology annotation, molecular function: DNA binding. The transcript is spliced from 8 exons. NCBI's taxonomy places the organism in Eukaryota, Metazoa, Chordata, Actinopteri, Cichliformes, Cichlidae. The record is from RefSeq and is a predicted model, not a curated record.
AUGCGUGGUAUGGGUUGGGUUUCAGGUACGGAUCGGGUAGCGGCGACAAAUGCACCGCAGCGGUUACAAUACACAGCGGCUGUAACGCAAACAGGGGAGAAAGAGGGGCAGAGGACGAAGAAUGACGACGCUGCAGUGUAGAUGCAUGGCAGAAAAGAAGUUGUUUCGGCGGGAACUUGAUUCUUGGCGUUACAAAUUGAUACACUGCGUCGGGUUUGAAAGCAUUCUGGAGGGAAUUUAUGGCCCGCUGCCGAGAGACCUCAAUUUAUUUCAUGACUGUGAACCGGAAGAGGUAGAUGACUGGUCUCCAGAAUCAAACUGCUCUCCGUGCUCUUUCUGCAACGUGCUCCUGGACAAAUCUAGUGAUCAAGCACCUGCAGCCACGUCGCCCCUCUCCUCCCCCUCUGAUUACUCACCUUGUCAGGCCCCAACCAUCUCUGAGAGCACCCAAUCAGCACACAAGUUCCUCCAAGCUGUGUUCCACAAGAAAGAUGUGCACCUGAGCAGUGAUUCCAACAUACCUCAGAUUGCUCAGGAGCUGAUGAAGAAGAUGAUAACCACAUUUGCUAAGGAGUAUGCAUCCAAGUGCCUGCUCCACACCAAUACAAAUGGUGUCACAAGGACCUCAUCACCCUUGUCUGACGCGUCCGAAGCAUCUGACGCCCCUCUGGACCUCACAGUGAACCGAACUCCGGAGGAGAACACGAUCGAAGAUGGUGUGCUGGACCUCUCCAACCGGAACUCUGCCUGCUCAACAACUUCGUCAUCAUCAGAGAAUCACAGGGGAUCAGGCUCCCUGGUGCCAUCUUUCACAGAAGACAAGGCAGGUCAGCAACAGCGAGGGACUAAGUUUGGUCAAUGUUCUACAUUGGAUGAUGUUCUGAGUUCUCUCUGCCCAGCUCACCAAUCCUUAAUCUACCAAAUCCUCAAGUAUGCUUGCCAUGAAAAAGAGAUGCUCAGGAACGAAAGGGACACUGUUUUAUGUUCCAAGAAGCUGCAUUGCACUUCGUGUCAGAGUCUUGUUGCAGCCUCUCCUGCAUCGUGCCAUUCACCUUGCACACCCUCUUCUAAUUUAUGCUCGUCCUCUUCCAUAUGUUGUGAGAAACGCAGCUUCCAAAUCAAGAAAACAACAGAUGGAGAGGUAGGAGAUGGAGACCCUCCUUGUCCUGUUCUGAAGAGAGAGCAGAGUCCCUCUCCUCCCCCUCUUUCCCCAAUCCCGUCAGAUUUCGGUAAGAAAUGUGAUGAAAACCCACCCUCUCUGCUUCACCAAGAGGAGGAUGUUAAUCUCAUGGUACAGAGUUUCGUAACUGCAAGCUACGAAGCCUCAGAUGUCAAUGCAACUACAGAAGAUGCUGAAAGUAAGAUUGCUGAAAGAAGUCAGGCUGAUAAGAAUCCAAGUGGGACUUCACUGCAGGAUGUCAUGGAUCGUUUUAGUGAGAAACUGGAGACAAUAACACCUCUUGACAAGGACCCUACUCUGGUUUCUACGGCUAUCUAUGUUUCUGAAAAGGAGCAGCCGUUAUCUCCCUCAACCAGCUACAACCUGCCUUUUCGUGCUGAUGCCCAUGUCACUGAGAUCAUCACCACAGUGCUUCGCACAAGCAGUCCUAGUGAUUACAGCUUGAGUGAGCUGUUUAGUCGCCAAGACAAAGAAUCCAAGUCACCCGUUACUAGAUCCCGUCAUCGCCAGAAUGUUGAAAAACCUAAAUGCACCCCUGAGAUACAGAACAACAAUGACCAACAAAGUUCAAGUGUACAAAAACAGGUAAAUACAGUGGCUACAAGCUCAGCUAAACAGUGUGUUUUGUCCUGCAAAGAAGGUGGUGAGGGUUGCAGUUCUACAAAUGACAAAAGCCACAAGGGAUCCCCAUCAAGUGAAACCACUGAGGCUGAAAGAUCAGGUAAAAGGAAAGCUUGUGCUAUUAAAGGGAGAGUGUGUCAUCUGCUUAACAUUUCUGAGGGUGCAAGAAGAUCAAGGAGAAAUAUAGUCCCUCCACCGCGGUUCUCCUCCUAUGUCACAGAGCCCAGACGUAUGUUCUUUGUUGCGUGUUUCUCUGAACCUAUCUUCAAUCAGAAAGCACAAAAGGACAAGGCUUCAUCUAGCACCAAUCAUAUGUCAUCCAAAGAUCCAGAUGCUAAGGAUGCCAACGUAGAAUCCAGAAAUGACGUUUCUUUGUCCUCAUGUGUGAACACAGGGAAGCUUGCCUUUCAGUCAGCAGAAAAAGGACAUGAACUAUCUCACAUGGAAGUGAAAAGUCAAAGCCAGGUCACUCCACAGAUUGUGACUGCAAAAGACCAAAGUCCUAAAAAACAUCGCUCAGGCAAAGAGAACAAUAGUAGUGACAGUGUUGUCCCUCUGUUAGGACGGCUACGAUCAGCAUCAUCAAAAAGAGUACAGGACUCAUCAAAUAUGGAUGUCCCUAUAAAUUCUGAUACCUGUCUUGAGAGUCUUAAAAAUUCCCAAGUCCAGUACACUAGUCCAAUUAAACUUAUGUUUGUAUCACCAGUAAAGGAUAAAGAGGGAGUUAAAUACAGUCUCAAAUCAGCAGGCUCUGGUUCUGGCUCACAAACAGAACAUUUUGAUCCCUGUGAAGAGUCUUCAUGGUCAGGGACACUUCAGAAGCACACAAUCCAGAGCAAAAAGCCUGCAAUAUCACAAGUAAAAUCAGUUGUCUCACCACUAAAAUCUUCUGCCUCAUGCAUACGGUCUUCUUGUUCCCCAACCAAGUCAUCUUCUUCACCAGCCAAGUCUGGUUCCUCAACACGCAGGUCUCCUUCAUCACCAGCCAAGUCUGUUUCCUCAACACGCAGGUCUGGUUCUUCAACACCCAAGUGUGAUUUGUCACCUGCCAAAUCUGGUUCCUCAACACCCAAGUCUCUUUAUUCACCAUACAAGUCUGAUUCUUCAGUAUCGAAGUCCUCUUCCUCACCAAGCAAAUCUGCUUCCUUAACACGCAGGUCUGCUAAUUCACCAUCCAAGUCUGGUUCUUCAACACCCAAGUGUGCUUUGUCACCCGCCAAAUCUGGUUCCUCAACACCCAAGUACGGUUCUUCACCACGCAAGUCUCCUUCUUUGCCCAGGUCCCCUUCCUCAUCACCUAAAGAUGCUUCCAGAGGAUCAGGUGAAGGUACUCCAACUAAGCGCGUAGCUGGAGCUGACAGCCAGGGAUUAUCAGGUAACUCGACUUCUUUUCAUGAAACCACUCCACCAAAAAGGCGUCCUGGGCGUCCGAAGAAACUGGGACCACAGCUGGAGCAAAAAGCAAAAAGGCCAAUUGGCCGACCCCGUAAGCAGAAGACUUUGGAUUCCGAACCUAAAAAUGUUAAAAUGGUAAAUGGUAAAUGUCAGUUGGCACCUAAUAUUGAGGAGAAUACAACUAAAAACCUCAAGAUAACAGUCGUAUAUGGCCGUUCGAGGAGAAACAAACGAUUGGUGUCAGAGGGCUUUGACCAGCUGCAAACAGAAUUUCAUGACGCUUGGCGAGCCGUAAAUCUAUUGCACAACUCUAAGACCAGCUCAGGUAGUAUUAAAACAACCUCAGAGGAGUUGGAUUUUGUCAGACCAGCGAAAAGGCCUGCUCCUCAAUCUGGCAGUAACAUCAAAUGUCAAAAGCAUGAUGAUUCUGUUCGCUCAAGGAAACCAGGUAGACCUGCAAAGGUUAAAAUCUCUGGAAUCUCAGUCACAGUGACCACAGUGUCACCUCGUCAACGUAAAAUUCAAAUCAAUAAAGAGAAUAGGCAGUCUCCUGAAAUGCUGGCUCCUAGGAAAGUACUUCUACAAGACUUCAUGUCUGCCAAAGAGCCCAGGACAAUCAGUCAUCAGUUAAUGAGCAAAAGGGGUCAAAAAGAAGAAGGGAAAGAAACAGAUGAUGGUAGUAAAGAUGAACUCUCCAAUCAGCCUGUAGUACGACACUCCAAGAGAGUGAGAAAGCCAUCAAUACACUUUUUGCAUGCUGUUGCCACCUCUACAUCAUAUAGCCGCAGCAAUGCGCUGGUACGACGCUCUAAACAACUUCUUUUAAACAAGGCAAACAGUGAAAGGAGACAGGAUGAGCAGCAAAGUAGUUUCGAAACUUCAGGUGAGAAGAGAAAGUCAUGUGGACCACAGAAGAAGGGCGUUUCUCUAGACGUAAGCAGAUUGGCAGGGGUAUCUGUUGAUUCGAUCUUUAGGUCUAAAGAGACAUUAAGGUGGUGGGCAGCAUCAGCUGAGGAAAAGACAAUGAACCAGGAGCUCGCCAGACGAAUAAGAGUCAUCUCUGACACUUGGGUCUCAGACGCUGUGGACAACCAAGAAAAAGAAUUGGCCCUCGAUUCUAAACUAGGCACUAAAGACAGCAGUUUAUUUGCCAAGAAUUCAAAUCAUUCCUCUGUGGUCCGAACACUGUUUGACUGUUCGCCCAACAAACCAAGGUCCUGUAGCAUGCAGCAGAUCUGCUCCUGGUUUAUGGAGACCACCGAGACACAAUCUCUGGCCAUUGUCAAGAAGGCAAGCUCCCGUAAUUGUUACGAACUUAUGCACUUCCCUCGUUCUGCUAAUGCAAAAAGUGUUUGCCACAGUCCUCAGGCAGAGCGACUCCGCAAACACAUCAAGAAGUUUGCCAAAAUGGUGCCAAAAAGCCCUUUACAGCAUCAGAAGGCUCAGAGACGGCUGAGGAAGAGAAACAAAGCAGCUGUGUCAACACACAGACGACAACUUUUUACUUUAAGCAUUGCAAGCAAGCGCACUCGCCAAGUCCAGCCGUUGAGAGGCAAAGCAUUUAGUAUAUAUCAAGCCACUCUGGUUAGAGCAAGGACACGUUUUCUAACCCGGAAAGAAAGGGAUAGGUGGCAAAAUGGGGCUAGGGACAGGAGAAACAUAAAAGCAGUAUCAUGUUGUAGAAAUGAACGUAUAGUAACUGGACUACAAUCUAAACGUAAAGCAUUAUACACAUCCACAAACGAUCGGCACUCUGUUGGUUUGGAAAACGGUUCUGCCGCCUCUUCGGUUAGCCAAACUCGGGAACUCGUGGAUGUACACAAAGAGCAGAACCUUUGCUCCAAAGCCUGGGGUCCUGAAACGCUGAAAGAGUGCCGGGUGUUUCUAAGGAAGAUCAACUCUCCUGAUAGCGAAUCGGCUGAGGAAGAGUGGGACUCUUGUACUGUGACACUGGAAGGGUCACCUUCUGCAUACCUCUUUGCAGAACAGGACAGGCAACUGGUAAGAUUCGUUAAAGCUGUGAAAACUGAAAGAAAAAGGAGCAUUAAUAGGACUGCCUCGAAAGAGUUGGCAGAUUCUGCAUCAAAAUCAGUCCAGGAGCAGGAAGCAAAGCCAGCAGGGAGGCAGAAAAGAAAAUUCAAGAGUCCCAGGGUUGCGUCUACUGAACCACCACAACCACCACCAGCGAAAAUCUUGAGACAAUCGCGAAUGAGGGGCCUGACUGGGCCGAGAUGGCGUGACUUUGUCCUUGAAAGCUAACUGAAGCAUGAGGCCUCCUCUUCCUGGGAAAGGGACUGUGGUUUAACGUGGUGCCUUUGGACUUUGUGCUGACCACGUAGACUGGCCAUCUCAGUAUGGUUCAGUCUUACAAUCAGCAGCUAUGUAGCAGUCUAACUUAAAAGCUUGAUGUUGCACUAUUUUUAUCCAUGGAUAUGUAUGUACAUUUUGUCAUCUUGCCUUUGUCUUUCUGAAGGUGUAUAGUAGAUCAAUAUAAUAGUUACUUCAGAGUUUUAAUGGAAAAGUGCUUAUACCGUGAACCCUGUCAGAGUGGUCAUAGAGGAAUGAAAGCUCGACUGCCAUCUCCCUAAAAAUGUACCUUUACUGAUACUAAGACCAACACUUCUUCUCGGAAAUGAGCCCUUACUGUAUAUCUUAACCUGACAUUUAUCAUAAUUUUUACUACUUUAAGCCACAAUGCCAGCUCUAAAACCCCCACUUAUUUUAUUUAUAGUGACUCGUACUUUGGCACUGUUUUGAAUGUUUAAUUUGUAAUUUAAUAUUUGCUUUUGUAUUUUAGGUUUGCUUAAAGUAUAUUGGAAUUUGAUUUGAAACUUUCUCUUAAUCCGAGCCUUUUGUUUUCUCUACUGCUGUCGCAAACAAGUAGCCAAAACAGGCUUUUAAUGAAGGAAUCUUUCAGUUCACUUAACACCCAAUCUUAACUCCAGUAGCUAUCUGUGAAAAGGCCACAGCUGUAAGAGUGUGUCUUGAAAUGCACUAAUUGGCCUGUACUAAAACCAAAUAUUUGAUGUCAUGAGUUCUUUUUCAAGAGCAUUUUCAGUUGUCAAUUCCCCACAAAAUGCAGAGGUGUCUGUGAAGUGACAGAAAUGGCAUUAUGCAGUUGUAGAACAUAGCUUCUGGUUAAUUUCAUGGUUUGUGGGAUCUUUCUUGUUUUUAUUCAGUUAUCUUUCUAAGAACGUAUUGUUUUCACCCAAAGCAUAUACUGUAUGUUGCUGUCAGAUCGACUUUUUGCACUAUUGAGCCCCUUUCAGACGUGAUGUAUGCACCGCUGGCUUUUCGUUAAAGUGCUGACAUCCUGUCAGUCAGACGUAUGGUGCUUUUACAUUGUUUCUCACAAUUUACUCGUAUUUAAUCUGUGAUUUUUUUUAUUUUUUAUUUUUUUAUUUGCGCUUGUUGUUCACAAAUAUUUAGCCAGUGACCUCCCAACUUUGAAUGACUAGAAUUUUUACGUUUUAUUCAGUAUGAUGUGAAACCGACGACUGGGACCACAAAAUCAUCUGAAAAACUGAGCUGUGAAGAGGGUGUGGGCGUUUGUCUCAUAGAUUUAGGCACGAUCCUAGAGACAGGUUGGCAACCACCAGUUACUGGGGAAAAAUGAGUUUUCCCUGGCCAGCUGUUUAACUAUUAAUUUCUGCUGUUGUCACUAUGAACAGGGUAUUUUUCUUAAGCGUGUGCGUUGCACGUAUAAGUAGCUGCAGACACCACUGAUGAGUAGCAUUUCCUGUUACUUUCUGCACAGGUUGUUUGUAAACUGCAACAUCUCAGCGGGCAAGUCUAUGCCAUCACUGCAAAUUGGCAGGCAUGCAGAUGUCUUGCACACAAUCUGCUGAUGCAAUUUACAUCACUCAGACUUGCCUACGUGGGAAGUGGAACGCACCCAUUACUGCAUGUAUCCUGCUGAGAGAGCUGUACCCUGCCUCUCCUGCACAGGCUCAGAGAGAUGUUUGCUGUUGUUUCGAAACAGAGUUGGCGAGAUAAAAUCUCAUUGUGUACCUGGUAUUUCUGUUCAGGUCUUUAGGUUGAGAGCUCAACAACUCGCAGGUCCACGCGAUACGGUCGCUGUCCUAAUCUCGCAAGUUCCUUUUAAGUUGCAAUGCGACGCAUGCAGUGUAGAAGUUGAUACACUAAUGUUGCAAGUUCAACAUUAGUAAAAGCUUUGCCGUCGUGGCUUUCACAGAAGAGUGACCGGGGUCUUCCUUCGCACAUGAAACCUACGUGUUUUCAUGCUGUCAGAUCAAAGGAGAAGAGUGCACGUCUGAAAGGGGCUCUAUAUUUGAGAUUAAUCCCACUACGCAGAUUCCUCCUCCCAUAUUUUGCACAUCCCAUCUCCCACUACCACUCCCCCCCCCUUACUGUAAAACUAGAAUCUGUUUGGUGCAAUACAAAUCCAGAUGAUUUAUCAGUAUGUAGUAAUUAUUUUAUUGCUGACAGACGAAUGGAUGUACAUGAGUACCAGUGGCCUGGGAUGUUACUUCAGUUGUUUCCAUAGCCAUGUAAUGUGAUCUUAAAGGAUUCUGCUAUACAAACUAUGUUUGCCCACCUGCGUUGGUCUCAUCAGAGAAACAAAAAUAUAAGAAUUUUUUUUUUUUCCUCUUACACGUAAUAGCAUUAUUUACUUUUUAAAUGUUGAGUUGUCACUGUUUCCCUGGAUUUUCUGUUAUUUUCUUAAGUUGCAGCAAGGGACGCCGACCUCCACAGGAGCUCAGCUAGGACUAGGCCUGAGAGUUGAUGGGGUAACACUAAUCUUGGAUCAAUGUUAUUGUUUUUCUGCCAUCUGUUCAGAGACGGGCAGAUCCAAGGUGUCCAGCUGUAGGUCAAAAACUUCACCCUUUAGGGUGUGUUGUAACCUGACUACCGUUGUAUGCAUGUCACUAUGGUUGCCGUUUCAACAUAAAGGAGGUGGGCAAGUCUGUCAUUUGAUAAAUAACCAUCAGCCCUUUGUUUGUUGAAGAACCUGGUGCUAUACAUCUGUUGUAUAUUUUCUUUAUCAUGUGUUUUUAUACUGUCCAAUACAGAUGCAACAAACAGGUGUCUGUGACUGAACCAAUAAAGAGUCUUUUGAGAUAA